AUGGCAGCGAUCCAGCUUAACUUCACCCUCCGCACCUCCGCCAACGUCAAGACCGUCCACCUCCUCGGCUCCUGGGACAACUACAACGGCCAGCUCCCGCUCUCCAAGGAUGCCGCUAAGGCUGGUGGCUGGAAGGGCACCUUCCGCUUCCAGGGCACCACGCUCCAGCAGGGCAAGCGCUACUGGUACUACUACAUCAUCGACGGCUACCACGUCUCGCACGAUCCCGCCCGCGAGUCCGUGACCGAGCCCACCACCGGCCGCAAGCUCAACACGCUCGACAUCCCCGCCGCCAAGACCGCCCCGGCCGCCGCUGCUCCCGCCGCCGCCCCAGCUGCAUCGAACCGGCACUCGCGCCGCGCCUCCGCCAACGUGCCCAAGGGCCGCUCCCUCUCCCCGUCCCAGAUCAAGUCCCCUCGCCCCGUGAAGCCAAACGAGACCCGCCAGAUCGUCGCCGGCGCCUACGAGCCCGCGACCGUCGAGGCGCUCACCAGCCGCUUCAGCAAGGCGACCAUGGAGGACAGCGAGGACGACUCCGAGGACGACUCCGACGAGGACGACUCCGACAACGAGUCCGACGUCCCGUCGCUCACGAGCCGCAGCUCCCGCAGCUCCAACAGCUCUUCGCCAUCCAGCGUCUCGAGCUCCAGCUCCUGCUGCACGUGCGAGCGCUACGGCAUCACGCGCGCCGGCGACCGCGUCAAGCUCGACUGCGGCGGUGCUCGCUGUGGGUACUCUGACGACAGCGAGGAGUGCAGCUCCGAGGAUGACGAGGGGUACCAGGCCCGCACGACCCGCCGCCAAGGCAUCGUUGUGCGUCGCUAG
Coniosporium apollinis CBS 100218 is the source of this 825-nucleotide messenger RNA. RefSeq lists its product as uncharacterized. The record is from RefSeq and is a predicted model, not a curated record. The transcript is spliced from 2 exons. Bases 1 to 825 code for a protein of 274 amino acids. NCBI's taxonomy places the organism in Eukaryota, Fungi, Ascomycota, Dothideomycetes.